GUACUGCAGACAGUGCAGUCACAGCCACAGCUACAGCGAGUCCAGCAGCAGCAGAGACAGGCUUAUUAUAACAUUUCUCUGUAGUGUAGUUUUAGGAAGCGUUUUCUGACUGAACACAGGCUGAGAAAAGUUCAUCAGUGCUGCUACGGUUAAACAGCAGUCGCUGCUGUAUCAUUAGGCUGCGUGUAGUGUGUGUAGAGUGCAGCGGUUAUUUAUUUAUUAGAGUGAGCUCUGGAUGUCACCUAUUAAGAAGUCCGGACGAUGCGAACUGCCUGCCUGAGUCCAUGAUCUCGUCAAAGAUGGUGGCAGCUCACACUUCUGCCCAUUCCUCCGCGUCUGCUGAAUGGAUAGUGUGUCUGGAUAAGCGACCAGCAGAGCGUUCAGCAGAAGAUGUGGACAUUAUCAUGGCCCGGCUGAAGAGUGUGAAAGCGUUUGAGAAGUUCCACCCCACCCUGCUGCAGCAAAUCUCUCUGUGUGGAUUUUAUGAGCGUUUGGAGAAAGGCAUUACAUUGUACAGACAGGGCGAUAUCGGCACCAGCUGGUACGCUGUCCUCUCUGGUUCACUGGAUGUUAAAGUUUCUGAAACUGCAAAUCAUCAGGAUGCAGUCACUAUUUGCACACUGGGCAUUGGUACAGCCUUUGGGGAGUCCAUUUUGGACAACACGCCUCGUCACGCUACCAUUGUAACACGAGAGUUCAGUGAGCUGCUGCGCAUCGAGCAGAGGGAGUUUAGGACUCUGUGGGAGAAAUAUCGUCAGUGCAUGGCUGGUCUCCUGGCCCCUCCCUAUGGUGUUAUGGAGAGUGGGCCCAGUGCUGACCGAAUGCCUGACAAAGAGAACCUGGGUAACAACUCUUUAGGAUCUGUGUCCAAGCACAAGAAUAAAAGAUCAUUUAUUGAAAACAUUGCCAAACUCCACCCCAAACCCAUAAUACAGGUGCCAUCAGAGAAGAUUCUGCGAGCAGGCAAAGUGCUGAGGAGCGCCAUACUCUCUCAAGCACCUCACAUGAUCCGAGACAGGAAGUUUCACCUUAAGACGUACAGGCAGUGCUGUGUCGGCACAGAGCUGGUUGACUGGCACAUGCAGCAGAGCUCCUGUGUGCACUCACGGGUUCAGGCUGUGGGGAUGUGGCAGGUUCUGCUGGAGGAGGGAGUUCUCAACCAUGUUGACCAGGAGCUGAACUUCCAGGAUAAAUAUCUGUUCUAUCGCUUCCUGGAUGAUGAGCAGGAGGAUGCGCCACUCCCCAGCGAGGAAGAGACGAAGGAGAGCAACGAAGAACUGCAGGACACACUCCUCCUCCUGUCUCAGAUGGGCCCUGAUGCCCACAUGCGCAUGAUCCUUCGAAAACAGCCCGGCCAGAGGACAGUAGAUGAUUUAGAGAUUAUUUAUGAGGAGCUGCUGCAUAUAAAAGCCUUAUCACACCUCUCUACGACAGUGAAAAGAGAGUUAGCAGGUGUCCUAAUUUUUGAAUCCCAUGCGAAAGCAGGAACAGUGUUGUUUAAUCAGGGUGAGGAGGGCACCUCAUGGUACAUCAUCCUUAAGGGCUCAGUGAAUGUGGUCAUCUAUGGAAAGGGUGUGGUCUGCACACUGCAUGAGGGUGAUGAUUUUGGAAAGCUGGCUCUGGUGAAUGAUGCGCCGCGUGCAGCCUCCAUCGUCCUGAGGGAAGAUAACUGCCAUUUCCUGAGGGUGGAUAAAGAGGACUUUAACAGGAUCCUCAGGGAUGUAGAGGCUAAUACUGUGCGACUGAAAGAACAUGAGGAGGAUGUUUUAGUUCUCGAGAAAAGCAACAUCAGAAGCUCCAGCCAUGCAGGAUCCUCUCCACUCAAGUACACUGUGAUGUCCGGCACUCCAGAAAAGAUUCUGGAGCACUUUUUAGAGACCAUGAAGUUAGAUUCCCAGUUUACAGAGUCAGAUCCAGCGCUGGAUGAUUUUGUGCUUAUGCACUGUGUGUUUAUCCCCAAUACUCAACUGUGUCCACUCCUCUUGGCCCACUACCACGCACACGCUUCUCAGGGCAGUGAUCAGGAGAGGCUGGACUACGCUCUGAAUAACAAACGCAGGGUCAUACGGCUGGUGCUGCAGUGGGCUGCCAUCAACACGGACCACCUGCAGGAGGAGGAGAGUUCACUGGCCUUCCUGCAGGAGUUUUAUAUGGCAGUGUCUGAAGAUGCCAGGCUUAUUCCUGCGCUUAAAGAGCAGCUCCCUGAACUGGAGAAGAUCCUCAAACACAACUCCGAAGAUGGGAAACCUUCUCAGAAAAAGCACAAAGUGCUGCUCCGCCAGUUCAGCAUGGGAGAUGAGAAACUGCAGAAACGGCAGCCAAUCAAGAGCACAGAUGAGAUCCUGUUUAAGGUGUACUGCAGUGACCACACCUACACCACCAUACGAGUGCUUGUGUCCGCGUCUGUCCGAGAGGUUCUGUCUGCUGUAGUUGAUAAACUGGGCUCACGAGAUGACCUCCUACUGGUGCACCUUAGCUCAGCAGGAGAUAAAGUGGUGCUGAAGCCCAGUGAAGUGUCCAUCUUCUCCUCUCUCAGUAUUAACGGACGUCUGUUUGCCUGCUCGAGGGAACAGCUGGACUCUUUGACUCCACUGCCAGAGCAGGAGGGGCCAUCGGUUGGGUCCAUGUCCAACUUUGAGUUGAUGAGCUCCAAAGACCUGGCCUAUCAACUAACAAUGUAUGAUUGGGAGCUCUUCAACUGUGUUCAUGAGCAUGAGCUGAUCUACCAUACGUUUGGGCGGCAACACUUCAAAAAGACGACAGCCAAUCUGGAUCUUUUCCUCCGCCGCUUUAACGAGAUCCAGCUGUGGGUCGUGACCGAGGUGUGCCUCUGUUCGGCCCUCAGCAAACGCGUCCAGUUACUGAAGAAGUUCAUCAAGAUCGCUGCACAUUGUAAAGAGUUUAGGAAUUUGAACUCUUUCUUCUCCAUUAUUAUGGGCUUAGGCAAUCCGGCUGUCAGUCGACUAAGUCAGACAUGGGAGAAACUGCCCAGCAAGUUCAAGAAGUUUUAUGGGGAAUUUGAAAACCUGAUGGACCCUUCUAGAAAUCACAGAGCGUAUCGCCUCACUGUGGCUAAACUUGACCCCCCUAUCAUCCCCUUCAUGCCCUUACUCAUUAAAGAUAUGACUUUUACUCAUGAAGGCAACAAGACGUUCAUCGACAGUUUGGUCAAUUUUGAGAAAAUGCGAAUGAUUGCCAACACAGUGAGAAUAAUGAGAUACUGCAGAAGCCAGCCAUUCACCCAUGAAGCUCCACAGGCCACUAAGAAUCACCAGGAUGUUCGGAGCUACAUUCGUCAGAUUAGUGUGAUUGACAACCAGCGUACCCUGUCCCAACUUUCUCACAAGCUGGAGCCCCGGAGGACCUGAGCUCUGCUCUACUAAAGAACUACAGUACCCAUGCUGCUUCAGUACUGCCAAUGAAUAAGCUAGCGAUGACAGCGUUCUUCCUCCCAUCUUCACUGGGGACCUGGCAUACCCUCAUUGGAAUUAUUUAUACCAUUGCCAAAAUACAGCUGAAUUGUAUUUUGAUUGACUGAAGGAUUCACGAUAGAAUACAAUCUUUUGCAGUUUUUUGUACCUCUGUGUGCUUCACUUGCUAUAUUUUUCCUGACAUGCUGAGAUGUUGCCCCAUAAUUCCAGGUUUUGUUUUUGGAUCCACCCAAAAGAACUGAAAUCUGGUCAUAGAAACAUCUUUUAAGAUUUGUUGGGAUGUUUUGUGAGGAACUUUUUACAAUUCUGAGGUUUUAAGAAGGAAUCAUUGCUCAAAAAUCGCACCUAAAGACUGUGAAGAAGCUUCUUAAACUGCAGAUGUUCUUCUGUUUAGUUUUUGUACAUGACUUUCUGUUUUUGAAUACUUGAGUUUUGUGGAUGUUUUGCAUCUGAUGUAAUAGUAAAAGUGUUUUAUUUAUUCACACCUCAGCAUGAAAUGACUCUAAACACUCCUCUGUGGGAUCCUAAGCACAUUUUACAAGCCUAUAAGUGAAUUGUGUGCAAAUUUCUACUUAUAUACUGUACACAUGGGUCAGCUAUAACAUUGAAACCACCUGCUAAAUACUGUGUAGGUCUCCCUUGUGCCACCAAAAAGCUUUAACCUGUCAAAACAUGGACUUAUAAGAAUACCCUGAAGGUGUUCUUUGUCAUCUGUUAUCAAAAAGUCUCACUGCCAGCUUUGCUAGCUUCCCUUAUUCCUGUUGUGCAUCUGAUUGCCAUAGCUUGCUUAGGAAUGUGACCAGACCACCUUCUUUCAUUGCUCCAUGCUCUAGGUUUUGAAGCCUACUGGAGGUGCUUUUGGCAGGGAACAGGCAUUGGCAUGGGCAUUCAGAUAGACUCUGUGGCAACACAGGCCCACAUGCAGCAAGAUGCAGCAAGACGCAGUUCACUGUGUUCAGAAAUGUACAAAUCAUCUGUGGGAUCAAAUCUAGCCCUAACUCCUCACAUACAUCCGAGGCCCUUGUUCAACAACAUAUAUUGGACACUUGAUGCCCAAUAUUUCCCAUCCCUAACCAGAUAAUCAGUGUUAUUUGUGUCAUCUUUUAGUGGUUUUAAUGUUAUGGCUGAUGUAUGUGUGUAUUGUAUAGUGCAGCUUGUAUGUGAUAGCACAGUGGCCAUAUGUUUUUGUUAUGUUUUGAGUCUGUUCUCCAGAACACAUUGACAUAAGUACAUAAGUAUUGGGACACUUCGUUCAUCAUGGUUUCUUCUGAAAUCAAGUGUAUUAAAAAAUUGUUGAAUAACUUUCUCUUCUGAAACAUUGCUGUCAGGAUUUGAUUGCAUUCAGCAACAAGAUCAUUAGUAAGGUAAAGAUGUUGGAUGGAUACCCACCCACCUCAUCCCCAUCUCAUUCAUUCCUCCCCAACUUAUCAAUUCAUCCCCAACUCAUCAUUACAUCCCAACUCAUCAACCCAUUCCAAAAGUAAUAGAGAGGCCACAGUUCCACCGCUCUACAGCCAGUGCUAGAGGAAUCUGUGGCAUUAGGUAGUGUCAGUAAGUACGUAGUUAUCUGCCCCAGGGAGGUCUAUUCAAUUGGCAGUAUUUCUCUACAAACUUUUGAAAAGCUAUUUGGACAUAUAGUGUAUCAGGAAAAGAAUGUGCAGCCCUUUUUAAACCUCUGUUCAAGUUAGGGAACUAGAGGGAAUUAGUGUUUCUGUUCCAUGGCCAGCCAUGUGUCACUGCACCAUUUAGCAUAUUCUAAACAAGACAGACAAGUGAACCACCUAACCUGGAAUCUUUCCAGCACUCAAUUGACUUGCUGUAAGCAAGACUGCAGGCAAAUGAGCAGGAACCAAAUAAGGAAAUAUUACAGACCCUGCAGCACGGCCAGGGAAGAUACCACAAGACUGCAAAAGUCUGAGUCACAUACUUUGAGUAGUUAUUUCCUGCAAAAGAUGUUGCAAGAGUUGACCAAGCAUCAACUAUGUCAAUUCUAUUUGUUAAUUUUCCCAAUUACAGUACUUACAGUUCCCUGAAAGCUGUUCCAGAUAUGACUCACCAGUACAAACAUAAAUACCUGCACAAUAAAAGUUAUGUUCUGUAAAAUGUUUCAUUUUACAUCUGCUGGAGUACAGAGACAAAACAUCAAAAACAUGCCACAGUUCAGUUACUACUGGACUAAAUGUGUGUUAUGUAAAUAUUUCAGCAUAAUUAAAAGAAGGCUUAUUUGGUGAUA
Messenger RNA from Astyanax mexicanus (Mexican tetra), 5664 nucleotides. RefSeq names its product Rap guanine nucleotide exchange factor 4a (gene rapgef4a). Lineage: Eukaryota; Metazoa; Chordata; Actinopteri; Characiformes; Acestrorhamphidae. Gene Ontology annotation, molecular function: guanyl-nucleotide exchange factor activity. The record is from RefSeq and is a predicted model, not a curated record. The coding region runs from base 285 to 3368 and encodes 1027 amino acids. Gene Ontology annotation, cellular component: plasma membrane. The transcript is spliced from 32 exons. Gene Ontology annotation, biological process: Ras protein signal transduction; positive regulation of GTPase activity.